This is a messenger RNA of Dentiscutata heterogama, 730 nucleotides long. Lineage: Eukaryota; Fungi; Glomeromycota; Glomeromycetes; Diversisporales; Gigasporaceae. The record is from the annotation of a GenBank genome assembly.
AUGGUUUUCCACGCGAGAACAAAUUUUUUGCGAUUCCAUCAAUCAUUCAAAUCCAUUAUACAAACUAACUCUCUUUAUUUUCCUGAAAAUAUUAAAGUGGUUUUACCACAAAUAAGAGAGUAUGCGAGAAGGAGGAGGAGACACGCGGCAAAAGUAAUUCCAGACAAUUCUCUUCCAUUUACCGAUGCUGUGUCAUUGAUUAAGGCAGUUGAAGUAGGAAAACCGAAUUCUACAUGGGAAUUACAUGUAGAAUUAAAAUUGGAGAAAGGUGCGCCUCCAAUUCGUGGAUCAAUUUUUUUACCAAGACCAAUGUCAAAAACUAAUAAGUUUUUGGUAUUUGCAAAGGGUGCGAAAGCACAAGAAGCUUUGGAAGCCGGUGCGCAUAUGGUCGGUGGCGAUGAACUUAUUACUGAGAUAGCAAAUGGUACUUUUAAAUUUGAAGACAUUAACAAAUGCUUAGCAACCCCAGAUAUAUUUCCAGAAGUUACUAAAAUAGCGAGAAUCCUGGGACCAAAACAUUUGAUGCCAAUGGCCAAAAGAGGUACUGUUACAAAUGAUAUCGCUAGUGUAAUCAAGGAUUUGACUGGAAAACAGGAAAUCAAGAGUGAUAAGACGGGUGUUGUUCAUCUUGGCAAGAAUCGGAAAGUGGACUUAAGAGACAAUAUAAAAGUUAUUUUACAAGAGAUAAAUAAGAUUGGUAAAGAUCAUUCAUCUAAGUCGUCAAAUAAAG